AAAAUGGAAGUAAAUAAUUUUAAUCUGUGUCUGCCAGUCAGUUUACAAAAAAAAAAAAGAUGGCAGAUGCAAAGCAAGGUAAAACCCCUGAGGACUUCUGUAUUGGCUCAUCACAGUCACGCGUGGUCCUUGCGAAGCCUCGACUGGAAUGCUUUGGGUCCUCCAGUUUUGCUUCCAGCUCAAGCAAAAGUUGUAACCCUUUUGGAUCUGUUUUACGUCCAGCUCAACUCUUAUCUGGAAAUAAUCCGUUUCAAAAAGUUCCUGAUUUAGACCAGUCCACUAAAGAGACUGAAGGAUCUCAAGAGAAAACCCAAGAAGUAGAAGCUCCUAAGUUUGUACCCCUUGGCACUGCAAAUGCAACUCCGAGGACAACCACCUCAGUGCCAGCACCUGCUCAACCUGCUAGCACAUCCUCAUCUGGGUUUAUUUUUGGUCAGAAUUUAAGUGAGCGGGUGGUGAUAAAGGAGGCAGUAAAUAAUGGUGAUGCAUCAUUGGAUCAUAGUUCUUCAAAUGGCACGUCUGAAUUAUUGUUCACAAGUGCUGCUGCUUCUGUAAAAGACAAUAGUCAGCCACAGGAGGAAGCAGGGAGCGGUGAAAGCGGCGAGGGACUCGCGGCGGCUGCGGCCGAAUACGAGCGCUCCCACGCGCGUCCUCCGCCUCCCACUUCAUAUUGCACCAUGACUGGAGAGGAGGAUGAGAUAAAUGUGCUGCAGAUAUCAUGUCGCCUGUUCGCGUGGGAGAGUGGCAGCUGGCGAGAGCGCGGGCGCGGCGUGCUACGACUCAACGACGGCACAGCAGGUAGUGCGGGCGCCGCGCGUCUCGUGGCCCGAGUGUCCGGUUCACUACGCGUUGUGCUAAACACCAAACUGUGGCCCGACAUGGUGGUGGAGCGCGCGGGAAACAAGUCCCUUAGGAUCACUGCGGCCGACGCACAACAACAAGUCAAACUGUUUCUGAUCAUGGGAGCUCCAGUAGAUAUCGCACAACUAAACACAGCGUUGAUGUCGCGAAUCUCACUCAGCAAACGAAGUUCAAUAAGCCCCAAGGAUGACGAAAACUCCCAGCGAUCUGCCGAAAGAUUAGAAGCAGCGACGGACGAAAAUGAUUACCUGGAAAAGUCAGUUGAUGACUCCAAUCAAGAAGAUGACCCCAAUUUUGAUGAAGAACAAUCUGUGGACGAUACUAGCAGGCAUGAUGACCAUGAUAAAAGAUUAAAAUGUAUUGAUGAAAAGACUGAUGAUAAUGAUAUUUCUAACGCAAAUGAAGAGCUAACAGAAGGGAAAGAGACAAAAGCAUUAAAACGGAAAGAACCAGUAGAAGACGAAACUUCGCCCAAGAGACAUUGCCAAGACAAUCAGUGAAUGUGAAUUCAGUCUCAGUGUAAAAUUAUGUGAAUUUAACUUGAAAUUUGAACUCCAUUUAAUCGAUUCCUUGCUAAAUUUCUAUAAAUUUAUUAAUGUGAUGAGAGUAGGAAUAUUUAUGAUUAAAUUAUAACUAUGCAACAUGAGUUAGUAUUAAUAGGAUGAUUGAUGUAUUACUUUUUCUUCGUAAUUUGAAAUAUUGAUAACUAUCCCUUCAAUAUGCUGAGCUGUACUCUAACUUCUCAAAGUAAAUUUUCGUAUAAAUUUAUUUAUUAACUGGAAAUCUAAUCUAAUAUCCCGUAAUUUCACUACACGAGUCACCUAUUCAAAAGUACUUUACUAGUAAUUUGAUGGAUUUUAAUAAAUUGUGGCAAUGAAAUGAUUUCUUUAUUUCUGAAUAAAGAAAUUUUAUUUAUUUUAAUAUAAAAAGUGCAGUAAUAGGUCACGCAAAUACACUUGACUGCAGUAGGUCGGGUAGCGUCAUUCGCUUGAAGUUUAUACCGCUCGGCAUUUUGGACAGAUAUUAAGUAUGGAAAGAAUUGCAUAUUAUACAAUUUUACAAUUACAAAUGUUUGGCGUUAAGACAUUCCAAUGACUGUGGAGCGAAUGCACUAAAUAUUUGAUUCGGCCGGAGCUGAAUACCAAAUAAGUAAUAUGUACAUGUGAUUUAUUUUCUCAAAUAUAAACAUUAAAAUGUUCAAUAAA
Molecule: messenger RNA, 2066 nt
Organism: Pararge aegeria (speckled wood butterfly)
Lineage: Eukaryota; Metazoa; Arthropoda; Insecta; Lepidoptera; Nymphalidae
Gene: RanBP3
Product: ran-binding protein 3
Exons: 6
Coding region: 60-1361 (433 amino acids)
Biological process (GO): protein export from nucleus
Cellular component (GO): cytoplasm; nuclear pore
Molecular function (GO): GTPase activator activity
Source: RefSeq, a predicted model, not a curated record